GAGAGAGACAAAGCAGAGUUUAGAGGCGGUUAGCUGGGACAAAGUUGACUCUACAUGUUAGUCCUCUAUACGCCUAAACUUUCUUUAACUCUGACCAAAAUGAAUUUGGGUUUGAUUUUUACCUGUGCAGUUGUUGUUUCUGUCAAGGCAGAAUUUGUGCACAGGGAUUUAUACAUGUCUCUCUGUUCUGAUACGGACAAAGAGGACAUGUUUGGACUUGAUAAGGAGGAAAUGUACCACGCUGACUUCAGCCAGGGGAAAGGGGUGAUGACACUGCCGGAGUUCGCAGAUCCUGCCUCAUAUGGAGAAGGAGCCUAUCAGCAGAGUGUUGCUAAUGCGGCAAUUUGCAAACAAAACUUGGAUGUUUGCAUAAAAAGUUACAAAAAUCCUGCUGAACCAAUGAACCAACCACAGAGCUCUAUUUACUCCAAGGACGAUGUGCAGCUGGACACUAAGAACACCCUCAUAUGUCACAUCACUGGGUUCUACCCACCACGCGUUGGAGUGUUCUGGACCAAGAACAAUGUAAACGUGACAGAUGAAGCCACUCUUAGCAGAUAUUACCCUGUGAAUGAUGGAAACUUCAUCAUAUUCUCCACACUGAGCUUCACCCCCAAGCAGGGGGACAUCUACACCUGCUCUGUGCAGCACAGUGCCCUGGAGAUACCACUGACUAAAACAUGGGAUGUCAAGGUUGACGAGCCCAGUGUGGGUCCCUCUGUGUUCUGUGGGGUGGGUCUGGCUGCAGGACUGCUGGGAGUCGCUACUGGAACCUUCUUCCUCAUCAAAGGAAACCAGUGCAAAUAAGAGUCUCAUUGUAAAACUGAGAUUUUUGUUGUGUGUCCUCAAUUGUAAUUAUUUCUAUUUUAUCAUUUUGUCAUAAUUUUUGUUUUUAACUUUCUAUACCUUAUAGAAUAAAUAUUGCUAUAUGGGACCUAAUUUAAUCAAUACUUAUUUUUAAAUAAACACCAAUCAUUUGAGAAAAACCUAUUGUAAUUAAUUCAAAUUGAAAGGUGACCGUAUUUGCAUUACAGAUAAAAAUACAAAAUGUAAAAUAAAAAACAAAAGUAAUGAGAUUUCAUUUUGUAACCUUAUUCUGCUUAGAAUCUUACCAAAGGUUGGCUUUAAAAAUAAACAUGGCUAAAUAAUGCUGUAUGUUUCAGAAUUAAACUGUAUGUAUUAGCUGUUUGGCAUGAAUACAAUGCAAUCAUUAGUAAACAAAAUAACAUUCUCUGUUAUUCUAGUUUCUGCUGUCUCUGCAUUAAUGAGGAUGUACAUAUUAAAUGUAAUUAUGAGUGAGAGAGAUA
This is a messenger RNA of Electrophorus electricus (electric eel), 1307 nucleotides long. Its product is annotated as RLA class II histocompatibility antigen, DP alpha-1 chain-like. Gene Ontology annotation, biological process: antigen processing and presentation; immune response. The record is from RefSeq and is a predicted model, not a curated record. Lineage: Eukaryota; Metazoa; Chordata; Actinopteri; Gymnotiformes; Gymnotidae. Gene Ontology annotation, cellular component: membrane; MHC class II protein complex.